Messenger RNA from Paramecium sonneborni, 520 nucleotides. The record is from the annotation of a GenBank genome assembly. Lineage: Eukaryota; Ciliophora; Oligohymenophorea; Peniculida; Parameciidae.
AUGGAUCAAUGUGAUUCUUCUAAAUUGAAAAUAGAUUACUUAAAUUUAGAGAUUUAAAAUAUAAACUAAAGGUUGUAGGAAUAAAUAAGCAUAAAUAUGUAGUAUUAAAGUUUAGUAAAUGGUCGAACUGAUAUGAAAAUGUUAUUGAGUGUAACAAGAUCAGAGUAGGAACUUUUAAAAUAAUAAAUAACAAAAUUAUUGAAUGAAAGGAAUAAAGCUGUAUCAAAGGUAAUAUGAAAUGUAAUUUAGGUUCUUAUUCUGGAAUAAAUUCUUUAAGUCACUUAAUAAGAAAACAAUUUUAUUUUAAAAGAAUCAGAGCAAAGAAUAAAAUAAUUACAAGAACAAAUGAAAUAUUAUGAAUAAUCAAGUUAAAACUUACAAGUUUAUGAAAAUGAUCCUCAAAAUUAAGGUUAUUUAAUCAAGUAUAAAUAAGUAUAAAUAAAAUACAUUGGUUAGAUAGUAAAUAUGAAUGAAGCAACAUUAAGAUUAUAGUAAGAGAUUGAGACUUAUAAAGUUUAAU